Serinus canaria (Common canary) is the source of this 5187-nucleotide messenger RNA. It is a transcript of the gene GNS, whose product is annotated as glucosamine (N-acetyl)-6-sulfatase. The coding region runs from base 96 to 1700 and encodes 534 amino acids. The record is from RefSeq and is a predicted model, not a curated record. Gene Ontology annotation, biological process: glycosaminoglycan metabolic process. Gene Ontology annotation, molecular function: glycosaminoglycan binding; N-acetylglucosamine-6-sulfatase activity. The transcript is spliced from 14 exons. Lineage: Eukaryota; Metazoa; Chordata; Aves; Passeriformes; Fringillidae.
GGUCAUAUGCCGGGGGCGGGGCGGGCCCGCACGCUGCUGCUCCGGCUCCGCGGCCGCUCCGCGCCUGUGGCGGCCCCGACCCGCCCGGCCCCGCCAUGUCCCCCGCCGCGCUGCUCCGGGCGCUGCCGCUGGCCGCGCUGCUGCUGCUCGGCCCGGCGCGGGCAGUCCGGCAGGCGCGGAGGCCCAACGUGGUGCUUAUCCUCACCGACGACCAGGACGUCUGCCUGGGCGGCAUGACCCCUCUAAAGAAGACUAACACUCUUAUUGCCCAGAUGGGAAUAACCUUCGCAAAUGCAUAUGUCCCCAGUGCACUUUGCUGUCCCAGUCGAGCUAGCAUUUUAACAGGAAAAUAUCCACAUAAUCAUCAUGUCGUCAAUAACACACUGGAAGGGAACUGUAGCAGCAAGUUGUGGCAGAAGAUUCAAGAACCAUACACCUUCCCAGCACUGCUCAAAGCUAUGUGUGGUUAUCAAACAUUCUUUGCUGGAAAGUAUUUAAAUGAGUAUGGAGCAGAGGAUGCAGGGGGAGUAGGUCAUGUCCCUCCCGGAUGGAGUUUUUGGUAUGCUUUGGAGAAAAAUUCAAAGUACUACAACUAUACUCUCUCAGUAAAUGGCAAAGCACGAAGGCAUGGUGAGAACUACAGUGUAGAUUAUCUGACAGAUGUACUGGCCAACAUGUCAUUGGACUUCUUGGAGUACAAAUCUAAUUUUGAACCCUUUUUUAUGAUGAUCGCAACCCCAGCGCCGCACUCCCCUUGGACACCUGCUCCACAGUAUACAAAGAGCUUUCAGAAUGUCAGUGCACCAAGAAACAGCAAUUUUAAUAUUCAUGGCAAGAACAAGCACUGGUUAAUUCGACAAGCAAAGACUCCAAUGAGCAACUCUUCAAUACAGUUUCUUGAUGAUGCUUACAGAAAGCGGUGGCAAACUCUGCUGUCAGUAGAUGACCUGAUAGAGAAAGUUGUGAAGAAGUUGGAAGUGAAUGGAGAGUUAGACAACACGUACAUCUUUUACACAUCAGACAAUGGCUUCCACACUGGCCAGUUUUCUUUGCCAAUAGACAAACGGCAGCUCUAUGAGUUUGAUAUCAAAGUUCCAUUGCUAGUUCGAGGACCAGGGAUAAAACCAAAUCAGACAAACAAGAUGCUUGUUGCAAAUAUUGAUUUGGGGCCCACUAUUCUGGAUAUUGCGGGAUAUGACUUGAAUAAGACCCAGAUGGAUGGGAUGUCACUGCUGCCACUGUUGAGAGGAGACAAAAAUGUCACGUGGAGAUCAGACUUCUUGGUGGAGUACCAAGGAGAAGGAUACAAUGGCAGUGAUCCUACCUGUCCUGGCCUAGGACCUGGAGUCACACACUGCUUCCCAGACUGUGUCUGUGAAGAUUCCUAUAACAACACAUAUGCUUGCGUGAGGACCCUGUCAUCUUCCUGGGAUCUGCAGUACUGUGAAUUUGAUGACCGGGAGGUGUUUGUGGAAGUGUAUAACUUGACUGCAGACCCACACCAGAUCAAUAACAUUGCUAAAACAAUUGAUCAAGAAAUUCUAGAGAAGAUGAACUAUCGACUAAUGAUGCUGCAGUCCUGCUCAGGAGCAACUUGCCGUACACCAGGUGUCUUUGAUCCCGGGUACAGGUUUGACCCACGGCUCAUGUUCAGCAAUCACGGCCUACGGGCUCGGAGGUUUUCUGCACAGUUCUUGUAAGACCCUUUGGGGCCUCUUGCAAUGGGCUCCCAACCAGUUUCUCCAGUGACUGCAGCAGGUCUGUCUCUGUUAACUUUUGCUGAUUACAGCUGGAAGACUUUUAAUGGGCUUUUCAAACCCUGUUUGGAAGGAAACCCCUUGUCUUUAGCUGGUUGCCUUGUGCAAUAUAUAUAUUUUACGGCUGAACUCUAACUGUAAAUUGUUAGACACAGCUAAUCUGUCUUGCUCAGAUCGUUGAUUACCACCUUUGUCUUUCAAGUACCUUUUCAUAUCACAGGCACAGAGGUGAACCUAUGUCUAUGAAUCUGAACAGUUUAUUUUGUUCUAAAAAAUAAGUGUGUAUUUGAGUCAGGUUAGAUAGGCAGGUGCUAUUGCACAGUAAUGCUCACCCAUAUUCAGUGUCACAGACCUUCUUAAAAUCUGUGCCUAAUUAUUGGUUUCCUGUAUUGAGCUCCAGGCUGUUAAGGACAAUAGCAAACUAGCCCAAAAGAGAGUAGGAGGGCAUUAGUCAAAAGUGUAGGAUCUGAGUAGCAAGUGUCUUGUACAGAAUGAACAUCCAUCUAGUAAAUAGUCUCUUGCAAUGAGACCACUUUGAGAUGAGACCAAUGAAUUUUGUAGGACAGCUUUGGUAGCUUGCAAACAAGAAUGUAAUUUCAGUCUCCUGGUUUUAAUUGCUAGGCUGGGUUACUGUGUACUACUGAAAAACCUUUUAGGGUUUUAGACUGACUUCCUAGUGAGUUAAGAGACUGUUGAUACUAACAAGUAUUCAAGUAAGUGUGCCUGUGCUUUGAGCUAACUCUUCAGUCUGUUUUAAUACACAAACAGAAGUAAUACUAAAAUAAACAAAAUCCAACAACCAGGGUACCACAGUAGAGGUGAUCUGUUUCUAACCUCCAAAUCUCUCGAAUUGUCUAACUUCUUAUGUUGAUUUGACUCUUGAAGGUAAAUUAUUUUGAAAGCAUCUAGGUAAAAAUAAAUCAUAGAAUUAUUGCUCACUAGACAUUAGGCUAAGAUCUAUUUUAGGCAGUUUAAAUGCUUCAUAGAGUGUUGCUUUUUGAUUGAGACCCAGCUACUUGGAACCUGCAGAAAGUGGCCUUCACACCAAAGGUCUGCAUGUCAGAAGUCACUUGGUUUCCCUCCAAAAGGGUGAUGUCUUUUCAGCCUUCUGAUUAGGCUUAUCUGAAAUGCAGCCAUCAUGUGCACCCAAACUUGAGUAUCUUUCUAAAUCCUGAAAAACACACAAACUUGUAUUACCAUGUAACUUCUGUAUAGAUUCACUGGCAAAACACCGUCUGGAAACACUGAAUUAUGGACCUUCUGCAAGUCGUGUUGCUUGUGGGCAAAUCAACUCUGUUUUCAGGCAUGAUAAUCAUUCCCUUGUCAAACAGAUUGUAGCAAAACUAUUUAGUGUUCAGUUAUUUCACAUCUCCUACCCCACUAGAGAGCAUGAUUAUUUCAACUAAUCAUUAAGUAGGCAACAGAGGAUGACUCAAAACUGUGAAGAUGUGUACCCCAGUGUGCAGAUAUACCAACUGGAUACAAGCGAUGCUACAACAAAAUAAGUUGAAUUUUCUUGGCUUUUAGUUCUGAGGCACAGAAGUCCUUAAUGUAGCUUAGAGUUGCAAACUUCUGUGGUGGUCUACAGGUUUGAUUAUUAUAGAACUUUUGUUUCUAAUCUCUCACAAGUGACCAAAUAUUUGCAAGAAAAAAAAAAAGCUUGAAAGGUAAUGUUUCAGCUGAGGCAUCUGUAUAAAUGCAGAGGGUUUUGGAUAGUCAGACUCCUUAGAUGCUUUCAAAGACUCAGGACUUUGUUUUCUCAACUACAACUGUAGCUUUAUCCUGCUUUUUGUUUCUCAACUUUAGUAUUGGCCAUCAGUAUUCUUUAUACACUGUUUUGUCUCUAGAAACCAAACCAAAGUUGUCUUCAUGCUCCCAAGGGUUUUCUUACUGACCUUGUGUAGGUAGUGUUUUGCUUGGAGAAUUCUAGCACUUCUGACCUGUUCUUUGUUUAAACUUCAUUUUGGUAGCUGUGUGGAGGCCAGUGUGAAAUAUAUUGACUGCUGCACAUUAAACCCUCAUCAGUCCUAUCAAAUCUGGGUUGUACAUCAGGUUUCUGCUUAAGUUUCAGUGCAAGUAAUGGGCAUUCUGUUGCUCCUUAUUAGAAAAGCAUCUUUGUUAUGGGUAUAGAAAUAUAAUUCUAAUACAGUCUUUUCUUAAAGUGAUUUUAAGCCCUAAUAAGGACAUGUUCUUUUGAAUUAUUUAUUUUUUGCCUAAUUAGUAAUAUGAAAGUUGACAGAAUUGAUGCAGAUUAUUCAGUAUGAGUGACCAGAUGUUUUACCUAAAUUAAUACUCUUGCUGUCUGCACAUACCUGUAAAGCAUUUCAUUCCAAGGCUCAGUAAUAUGACAGUCUCACUGUCAGAGAACCACAUUAUACCUGAAAUCUGGCAUAGGUAGUAAAUGUUCUAUUAAACUGAAAUUCAGAAUUAAAUUCAUCAGUCCUUAGUGGUUUAGGAGAAUAUUUGAUUUGCUCCCACUUUUGCUAAAGACCUGAAAAUCGUUAAGCAUGUAGUGAAAGAAAGAACAGGAACCAAGAGCUGCCUGCCUUCCAUUGCUUUUAGAGUAGUUUAUCACUUGUGUCUGUUGCCAUAAAGCAGUUAAUUCUGAAUAUUUUUACAGCCACAAAUGAACAGUGUUAAUUCUUAUCCUUGAUAAUUAAAAAAAAAACCACUAUGAAGGAUCUUUGAUUCUCAUCCAGAUCUAAUUCCCAGCUAAGUUAUUUUAAAACUAAAUGGUCUUUCUGGAUAUUCCCUUUCAUGUGUUAUUUGACCAUGGCUGCAUCUAUAUCUGGUUAUGGAAGGCAUUCAUGUUAAACAUACAGAGUUUUAAACAAAGGGCCUUACUGGUACAGAGUUGAGUUUAAAUAAAAUGUGAUCAUGUUUUUUACUUUUUUAAAAAAUCAUUAUUACCAAAAGCAGAGCUGUGAUUUUUUUUUUUUUUUAAUGAUCUGAUCUGGUAAAGUAGAUACUAUACAGGGAGAAAUACAAUUAAUAACUUCCUUAUGUUACCCUAAAUCAAGCCAACAUUCAUUAUCAUCACUUCAGCAUAAGUGAAUCCAGCCAGUACGUGCUUACCCAGCAUGGGCCCAGAAAAUUUGGCUUCUUCAUUUUGGGGAAUGAAGCUGUAGCAGGGAUGUGUACAUGGAAACGCACCCAAAGCAGGUAUAAUACCUUUCCAAUCAAGUUAAAUUUGAGACUGAUUCAUCAAGCUGAAUACAGUAUUGAACAUAAUGAAACAGCUGUCAUUUAUUGUGAUUCAAUUAAAAAUUUCUUCUUGUAUGUCUCUCUGUAUGUGAGCAUACUUUGCUGUAGCAUGUUGUGAGUAUAUUUCUGCUAUUUGAACAUCUGUUUAGAAAGUGCCCUUCCAGAGGACCCUGUUCACUGCUGCACUUUUGAAGAAAGAAAAAAAUAAACUGCCUAUCAAACUUCC